This is a messenger RNA of Myxocyprinus asiaticus (Chinese sucker), 3275 nucleotides long. RefSeq names its product gastrula zinc finger protein XlCGF8.2DB-like. Gene Ontology annotation, molecular function: RNA polymerase II cis-regulatory region sequence-specific DNA binding; DNA-binding transcription factor activity, RNA polymerase II-specific. The transcript is spliced from 3 exons. The record is from RefSeq and is a predicted model, not a curated record. The coding region runs from base 15 to 1121 and encodes 368 amino acids. NCBI's taxonomy places the organism in Eukaryota, Metazoa, Chordata, Actinopteri, Cypriniformes, Catostomidae. Gene Ontology annotation, biological process: regulation of DNA-templated transcription.
UCAGAAGAAGAAGAAUGACGACGGAAAAUUGUUUGAACACUCAGCCGGAUGAAUCUGGUCUAUCUCUCCACGGCUCUAUUGAUAAAACCUCCAGAGAGUGUCUGGCUUCUGUCUGUAAUGGUGGAGAACAGCAGAUGCUGCAGAUACCAUUGAAGAUGUCCUCAGUGAAGCUGGAGGACUGCAGAAAUCUGAUAGACACAAGAAGAGAAACCAAUGCAGAGGGAGAACAGAGCAAUGAAGAUAGUGAUGAAUUUAUUCCUUCUGACCUAGUGGAUGUGAAAAAGGAAAUUCAGGAACUGAAUGAAGAGGAGAAUCAUCAGUAUCAGGAACCUCAUCAUUACAUAACUGGAAAAAAAGCUUUAUCAUGCCCUCAGAGUGGGAAGAGUUUCAUUUAUAAAGGACACCUUAAUGAUCACAUGAGAACUCGCACUGGAAAGAGGCCUUACACAUGUGUCCACUGUGGACAGAGUUUCAAACGUAAAGGACAUCUUAAUGAUCACAUUAAAAUUCACACUGGAGAAAGGCCUUACUUAUGUGUUGAGUGUGGACAGAGUUUCAGACGUAAAGGAUGUCUUAAUGAUCACAUGAGAAUUCACACUGGAGAGAGGCCUUACACAUGCCAUCAGUGUGGACAGAGUUUCAAAACUAAAGGACAUCUCACUGAGCAUAUAAAAAUUCACACUGGACAGAAGCCUUUCUCAUGCCUUCAGUGUGGUAAGAGAUUCAUAAAUAAAAGACACCUUAAUGAUCACAUGAGGAUUCACACGGGAGAGAGGCCUUACAUAUGUGUUCUGUGUGGACAGAGCUUCAAAUCUAAGGGAUCUCUUAAUUGUCAUGUGAGAAUUCACACUGGAGAAAGACCUUACACAUGCCAUCAGUGUGGAAAGAGUUUCAGAAAUAAAGGACCUCUCAGUGAUCAUAUAAGAAUUCACACUGGAGAGAGGCCUUACAAAUGUGUUAAUUGUGAACAGAGUUUCAGAUGUAAAUCAUAUCUUAAUGAUCACAUGAGAAUUCACACUGGAGAAAGGCCUUUCACAUGCCAUCAGUGUGGGAAGAGUUUCACACGGGCACACACUCUGACUCAUCAUCUCUGUUGUCACUCUGUUAGGACAUAUAACUGAUUGGUGAGAUUAUAUAUAUAUACAUAUUAUAUAAAAAAAAUGUUUUGACAAUAUUCCUAAUGGUGCACAUGAAAAUGAAUGAAAAUGAGAAUUACGUGUGCUCUUUUUGCACUGCUGUACUGUUUUAUAGAACACCAGAGAAUGCAUACUGGUGUGGGGACUAAUAUGUAUGUUGAAUGUGGGAAGACCAUUGUUUUAGCCAGCAACUUGAAAGUGUAGCAAAGAAUUAAUACUGGAGAGAAACCUUACAAGUACACUAUGGUAUAGGGCUAAACAAUGAAUUGGAAAAAUAUUUGAGAUUAUAUUUAUGGCUACCGUCAUUAAGUGUCAAUAACAGAAUUCCCUUUAGGUGUUCUCCAGUCAUGUUUCUAUUUUUAUUUACUGUUUAAAUAGAAAAUUGUUUACAUCUUUAUUAAAUAGUUAACUGAAAUAUUUUGUUAUUAUUAUUUUACAUAGUUUUAAAACAAAACAAAAAAGUUAAAAUUUUUGUUAAAAUGUUCUAUUUACAGUGUGUAUUUUCUUUGCAACAUUGAGCAUUGUAACCAAUCGAAGACAUGUCCGUUGAGAGCAUGAAUUCAAUGAUGAAUCAGAGUGUUAAGAUAAGUCUAAGCCCAGACACAAUCUGUUUUUUGUUUUUGCCAUUUUCCUGUGCUGAUUUUGUUGGAAAAUCUAUGAAAUUUUGCAGAAUGGAUUAAACAUUGUAAAACUGAGUUGAGACUACAACAGUAUUAAUGGCUGCUGAAGAUAUCUUCAAAUAAGCUAAAAUAUUUAUUAAACAUAUGCAUUCCAUAUUGUGUAGAGGGAUUAAGUAGAAAUUUGUGGAUGAUGUGUGUCCCAAAUCUGCGGAAUUCUUCACACACAGAUUCCGUUUGACUAUAAGAAAUAGUCCUAAAGAGAGAGUUUAGCACAGUCUGAUGCAGGUUUAAUAUCUCACCUGAAUAUGGCAUACAGUAGUCCUCAACAAAAUGUGUUUUUAAUGUGUAUUAUAAUAAUUGAAAUUAAUAAUCACAACUUCAUUAUCAAGGGAAAUAAUCGACAAAUAAAUUGAAAAAACAUGAAAGAAGGAAACCAUUGCACUGUUUUUCAUGUGUGAGGAGUUUCAGCCAAUCAAGUAGUUUACUGAGACUUAAAACAAAAAGUGUUGCCCAAGCCCAAGCGAUCACAGAGAGCAAAUGUUCUCUUCAGAUUCAAUGCUGUCAAGCAAAUAUUCUGAAAUUCCAAAAAAGACAGCGAUGGAUAUACUUCCAAAUGAGCAAAAUGAUCUGAGGCCAUGUCCACACUAUGUUUUCAUUUGAAAACCCUAUCUAGUAGCACAAACUUGGAUGUGUACUACUGCAGAUUUGUCAAUUAAGAAAAUCAUGCUCCCAACAGGUCUCAAUAUUUCGCUGUCCAUUGAAUUUACACUUUCCUACUACAUGAUGUUGGGAUGAAAAUAAGUGGUAUGAUUAGCUCAAAUGGCAGAAAUAUGCUAGAUAAAAAAAAAAAAAUAUAUAAUAUGAGAAUCUAUCUCUGCCAUCGGCAAUGUGAUCAGUGGCAGCGCUACUUUACAAUGUGUUUUUAACUUGAGCUACGCGGUGGCUAUAGUCAAUGGGAGGAUCUUUGUAUUAAAAUCCGGUUUCUUUAUUUGGUGUAUAAUGGUGUGCAUCCAGCAAUGUGAUCAUGUUAACUUGUGCCUCACGUUUACAAGCUGAUGGUCUUGUCAGAUUAUGACAUUGUAUGAAAUCUGAAAGUCAUUUGCUAAUGCUGCUCCCAAAUAUUAUGCAACAUCAAAAAUCAAUCAGUAAUUGAAUGAACAAACUGCCCAAAUGAAUAAAUCCCCACUGAGUUUGUUUGUUAUUAUUAGUGUAGACAUGCUCAGUAGGCUUGGGUCUCAGUAGUGACAUUACAGUACUGUAGGUCAAAAUCAUAAGAUCAGAAAAACAAAUAGCCAAAAUUAUCCAUUGUCAAACAGUUUCCUACACAGUCAUUUUUAACAUUUGAUGAGAUUAUGUUGGUAUGCAUUGUUAAUGUGGCUAACACUGUAACCAUUUGUACCAGACUGCUGAACAUUCAGACUAUACAUUUGUUUUCAAACUUUAAAAGGAGAUGUCAGUAUCAAUGACAGUUUACAACCCCGUCAAAAAGGUCUUGCUCAAAUAAAGGCAAUCCAAAAUA